Rhodotorula toruloides NP11 is the source of this 1434-nucleotide messenger RNA. RefSeq lists its product as uncharacterized. The transcript has 5 exons. Lineage: Eukaryota; Fungi; Basidiomycota; Microbotryomycetes; Sporidiobolales; Sporidiobolaceae. Bases 1 to 1434 code for a protein of 477 amino acids. The record is from RefSeq and is a predicted model, not a curated record.
AUGAGCUCGACAUCCGAGUGGACGCCGUCGCCGUCACCGCCUCCCCAACCCGCCGAAACGUCCGCUCGCCCUUCCAGCUCGCCCGAAUCGUCUCCACCCGCUCCGACGUCCAAGUCGAAGCCGAAGGAGUACAGGCGGGGCAAGUGGACGGACGAAGAGUCGGCCGAAGUCCUCUUCAUCGGCGACCGCUACCUCAAAUCGACUUCGAAGACUUCGGCGGGAAAAGUCGAGGAUUGGGAGGGACUGAGGGACAAGUUCAAGACGCAUGCGAAGAACAGGAGCGUCGCUGCGCUGAGGGGCAAGUACCUGGCGUUGGUCAAGAAGCGCGCGAAGGACAAGGAAAAGGCGGCGGAAGGGAAAUCGCCUGAGCACGACGAAGACAUCGUCAUCGUGGAGCCGAAGCCCGCCCCUUUCAGCCCGCGGUCCCAGUCCAUCAUCGACCAUGGCACUGCUGCCGCCGUCGCCUAUGUCACCGGCAACCAUGCCGACCCGUUCCAGCUCGUUCCUUCUCCCUGGACCGUCGCCGAAGAUGCAGCACUCCUUGCCACACUUGCGACAAUGCCUCUCGGACCGGUGCGCUGGCCGGCGGUCCACACGAUGGUGCAGAAGACCUAUGAGCAGGCCGAACAGCGGCAGUUCUUGCGGACGCAGCAGGAGGUGCAGGUCCGUUGGGACUCGAGGUGGAGCAAGCAGGCGUUCUGGGCGAACGUGCCUCGCUCUCUCGCCGCGCCCAUUAAUCUCAUCACCCAGCAACUCGGGCAGGGGAUCCUCCAGUUCCUUACCACCUCAGACGCUGCCUUCGCUCGCAACAUCGUCGAGAGCAUCGGAGGCGCCGCCCUCACGCCCGUCAAGCCCGCUGUCGUCCCGCCGCAACACAGCCAUACUCCUGCGCAGGCGGGACCUUCGCACUUCACGCAGCAGCCUGCCUCGACGUCCUUCCGCCGUCCAUCCGUCUCACUCCCGUCCGCUCCAAACGUCAUGGCUCACAUGCAAGGAUCCGCCGCUUCGCCCACGCCCGUGGGCCCAGCCCGUACUCCCUCCUCACCCCUCGACGACGCCUCGACGCAGGUGCAGCGUCCUGUUAGCACCGGCACGAUUCCUCAGCAACUCUCCUCUCCGCCAGCGAGCGCAAGCCACCUGACGCCAGGUCGUGCCGCGCCUCCUUUCCCGUACCGUCCUUCGCCAACUCUCGCUACAUCCAGCAUCUCUCAGCCUCGUAGCGCACCGGUCUCCUCGUCCAACGAACAAGGACUGUCGUUCAUGCAGGCUGAAGACGGUGAAGGUCUCGGCUAUGCUUCGCCAGGCUCCACGGUCGCCUUGGGACAAGCUGCAGCGGGCGCGACUCAGGCGUACGAGGGAGGUGCAGGCGAUGUGCGUCGCCCAGAGGAGGAAGCAGGAGACGAGCCAGCACGGAAGAGGACGAGAACGGCGUGA